AUGGCAACCAUAAUUAACCACCAUAAAACCACCACCUACACAGCCUACGACGUAACAUGUUUCGGCCACCGUGUUCGAACCAUCGUAACGAGCUGCGCCACCGUAGUAACCUCAUGGAUCAACCACAUAAAAUCUAAUAAUACUCAACCCUUAAUAGUUGGCUUAGACACUGAGUGGCUUAACCCUAUAGCAACCCUACAACUUUGUGUAGGGCCUAAUUGCCUCAUCUACCAGCUAAUCCACUCCCCUUGUAUUCCUUCCACCCUUGAGGACUUCUUAAGGGACCCACAUUGUAAGUUUUCCGGUGUCGGAAUCGCUGGUGACUCUAAGAGACUUGAAAGAGAUUAUGAUCUUAGGUUGGAGUGUAUGGUGGAUGUGAGUAAGGUGGCGGCGGAGAUGGAGAAAGCGAGGCCGAAUGCCGGGCUUAAGGAGGUGGCUAUGAAGGUGUUGGGGUGGGAGAUGGAGAAGUGUAAGGAGAUUACAUUGAGUAAGUGGGAUAAAGAAGUGCUUGAUAAACGUCAGGUUUUGUAUGCUUGUAUUGAUGCUUUUGUGAGUUAUCAUAUUGGUAAAGAGCUUGUUAUUGGUGGUCAUAAUUGUGUUGUAGAUGAUACAAUUGAUCAUAAGGUUUUUCGAGAAAUAGGGUAUUCAUGUUGGUAA
Messenger RNA from Beta vulgaris subsp. vulgaris (sugar beet), 657 nucleotides. RefSeq names its product 3'-5' exonuclease. Lineage: Eukaryota; Viridiplantae; Streptophyta; Magnoliopsida; Caryophyllales; Amaranthaceae. Bases 1 to 657 code for a protein of 218 amino acids. The transcript has a single exon. The record is from RefSeq and is a predicted model, not a curated record. Gene Ontology annotation, cellular component: nucleus; cytoplasm. Gene Ontology annotation, molecular function: nucleic acid binding; 3'-5' exonuclease activity. Gene Ontology annotation, biological process: nucleobase-containing compound metabolic process.